This is a messenger RNA of Dermacentor andersoni, 2524 nucleotides long. NCBI's taxonomy places the organism in Eukaryota, Metazoa, Arthropoda, Arachnida, Ixodida, Ixodidae. The record is from RefSeq and is a predicted model, not a curated record.
AAUGUGAGCACUUUUUGAAGGCUGUGUGACCAACGGCGUAGAUGAGUCAAUUCUAUGAUGAUUCUUUCAGGGACGGCCAAUCAACGUCUAAAAAGGAACGCGUACAUUAUACUCACCUUUAUUCUACCACAAGCAGUAUUCUUUUACGUAGAACGUCCAGCUCUCUUUAGGAAAAUAAUAUUUUUUUCUGGGCUAAGUGCUACUUCCUAUAUAAAAGUGUUCAACAAGAAAAUUUUGCAGCCCCAAAUUCACGGGUACAACCAAUUUUAUAGAAUCACAUGAGCACAAAUGCACUGCUCCAGCAAGAAACAUGUGCACAAGCCCUGUUCCAUCAAACACAAGUUCAUGUGCACUUGUAGAUUUCUUGGACCCUGAAGACGACGGCUCCCACGAUCUGAGUUCGCAACUCAAGCAGCAAUAAAAUCAAACCUUUUUUUUUUUUUUCCUAAAUGGUUCAGACUUGCGCAUAGUCGUCCAAGACGAUUUGCUGUUGCUAGUUCUGCAUGCUGGCUUAACUUGAAGUUGAUCUCAGAGCAGCGCACAAAUCCUUCAACUUUUAAGAAAAAGAAAUCAUGCCACGCACAGAUAUUCUUCCUACAUGCAAAUGCUUUAUGCUUCCGACGCACUCUUGAGGUUUUAAAAAUGAAACAGCUUCUUUCGUUCACAAUUUCAGGGACCACGCUUUCGGGGCUCUACAUCGCUGUUAACCUGCUCGUGGCACAAUACUUUGAGCAGCGAAGGGCCACCGCCUGCAGCUUGAUGUUCACCGCCGGAGGACUCAACACAAUCGUCUUUCCACCGCUUAUAGAACUCUUCUACUCACGCUAUGGUAUCCACGCAGCGUUCUUACUCUACGGAGCCAUCUUGAUGAACGCAUUUCCGUGCUGCAUCGCUCUAAGAGACCCACCAUGGUUAGAUAAGCACAAUUUCUUGAGCAAUAGAAAACGCCGAACGUUGGACACUGUUUGCACUGCAAGGAGUCCUGUAGGCGGGGAUACCACUUCUCAAGACACCAAUAUUGCGAAAUGUGUCGAAAGUAACGAUGAACUGCAUCUUUUCUUGGAUAAAAGGAGUGUAGAGAAAAAUGUGCAACGUAUCAGCUUAACUAAUACCAAUGGUACACCCACCUCCUCCCGCUUUUCGAUGAGUAGCAGGCUGGAGAGAAAUUACGUUGUUGACUGUUUCAAGCAUAAACUGGCACCAUUCGCCACACUAUCAUUUUUAGUGAGUGCUGUGUCGUUCACGGUUGUGAACUUCGGGAUGGCAUUAUACGUCAUGCUUUCAACAGACCUAGCAAGUGACCAUGGCGUUGAACAUUCAAGCUCAGUUUAUCUUCUUCACGCUUUCUCCGCGAGUGACAUCGUCUCCAGAGCUCUCAGCGGUGUCAUCAUCGACUCUAAGAUUCUGUCCCUGGAGUCCGUGAUGCUCCUGGGGUAUCUUGCCCAAGGUGCUGCUUUCGAGAUGCUCGCGUGGUUUGGUACGUUCCACAUGAUGCUGGCUGCUUCGGCGCUGAUGGGCCUCACAUGCGGCGCGAGGAUCGCCCUUCAAGCCCCCGUGAUUGCGAAAGACUUUGGUCUCAAGAAGCUUCCCGUCGUUAUGGGAGCAAUCUACUUCUGCAUUGGCGUAGCGUUGCUUCUGCGCCCACCAAUCGUCGGCUACUUCCGAGACAGGCAUGGAUCCUACAGCGGUCUCCUUCACUCCACAGCCAUCGUCAACGGUUUGAUGGUGGUUGUCUGGAUCAUAAAACUACUCAACGGCAGGAAACAAGUAUCACCGACAAAGGCGGACCAAUACUCGGAGGAAAUUCGAAAGGAAAUAGGGACGGAGCUCCUGGAGCCGGGCAGAACAGCAGCAAGUGAUGCUGGCCAGUGACACUUGGCUACGUUGCAACGCCACCAAAGGUGUUAAUUGAACGUUUGCCACGUGUCAAACAACCGCACCUACUAACUAGAUGCCAGCGCAGCGUGGACAACGACUACAAGCGCUCACCGCAUCAUUACCGGGAAACCGGAGAAAAGGAUAAACGGGAGGGAACCACGACAACGGGAAUAGAUAGGCGUCGUUAAUUACACGAGUCAAGUCACCACCUAUCCCUCGGCACUUAUCCAGCCGUCAAGACAGCGUGUAAACCGGCUGUUGCAGGAUUCCGCGAAAGCCGCUCACCUUGCAGGCUGAGCGAAGAACGGUAUGGGCAACGAGGAAUGAACCAGGUGUCGCCGCAUGAUUUCUUUCUUCGACAAAUUCCAAAACACUUUCUACGACGCGGAGUUACUGCGGGUUAUGGACAGCAUAGGCGUAGUAUCGCAACGGAGUCGACAAUGGUGAUAUGCUGCUGGACAGUCUUCAGAUUCCCUAGUUGACUCGCCUAGGGAAGAUGACAGAAAUAAAAGCAGACACUUCUCUUGAGUGAGCAAAUAGGGUCCUGAUAUGAACUGACGUUAACUUGCAUCAAGCAUGGAGUGGGCUUCCGCACUGGAGCCAUGUAAAUAAGCUAAAUAAACCCUUUCUCCUUCAUUUUCUACAA